CAAAUAUUUAAUUAAAAUUUAUAUGCUGUACUUGUACUAUUUAUAAGUUUAAUCAGCGCACCAAGAAAUAUAAAACUGCUCUAUAAGGCAAGAUUAUCAUCAGAUUUCAUUUCCCCCAUCUUCUUCAUAUCCUUGGAGAGAAGAGAGACCGAUCCAAAACCCUAAACCCGUUCCCGCGGAUUUUUCCCCUUUCACUCUUCGUUGUGGAAGGAAGGAAAGCUAUCACGGACACCAAAUGGGAGAUCCGUUGGAGAGGUUGGGAUCAGAGGCGUCAAUGGCAACGGAGUCUGGCAUGAAAACGGACUUGUGUUUAGAGAUCGAUCCUCCGUUAAGCGAAACCGUCGCCACCGCCGAAGACUGGCGUCGUUCUCUCAGCAAAGUGGUCCCCGCCGUCGUCGUACUCCGCACAACGGCCUGUCGCGCCUUCGACACCGAGUCGGCCGGUGCUAGCUACGCUACUGGGUUUAUCGUUGAUAAGCGACGUGGGAUCAUCCUCACCAAUCGCCAUGUGGUUAAGCCAGGCCCAGUAGUUGCUGAGGCAACGUUUGUGAACCGCGAGGAAAUCCCAAUCUAUCCUGUAUAUAGGGAUCCGGUCCAUGACUUUGGCUUCUUUUCUUAUGAUCCCAGUGCAGUACAGUUUCUGAGUUAUGAAGAGAUUCCUCUUGCCCCAGAGGCGGCUUCUGUUGGACUCGAAAUCAGGGUUGUUGGCAAUGAUAGCGGAGAAAAGGUUUCCAUUCUGGCGGGAACUCUUGCUCGGUUGGAUAGGGAUGCUCCACAUUAUAAAAAAGAUGGUUAUAACGACUUCAACACAUUUUAUAUGCAAGCAGCAUCAGGUACUAAAGGUGGCUCAAGUGGUUCUCCAGUCAUUGAUUGGCAAGGCAGGGCGGUAGCCUUAAAUGCUGGCAGCAAGUCGUCAAGUGCAUCAGCCUUCUUCCUACCACUUCAACGAGUUGUCAGAGCGUUGAGUUUUCUCCAGAAAAGCAUCGACUCGAGCACGGAUAAGCCAAAAGCAGUUCAUAUUCCUCGUGGUACGCUUCAGAUGACAUUUCUUCACAAAGGCUUCGAUGAGAUACGGCGACUUGGUCUCAGGAACGAAACUGAGCAGGUGGUUCGACAUGCAUCUCCACCUGAAGAAACCGGAAUGCUUGUUGUUGACUCUGUGGUGCCAAGUGGCCCUGCUGAUAAACAUUUGGAGCCGGGAGAUGUUCUUGUUCGUGUGAACGGCACAGUGCUUACGCAAUUUCUGAACUUGGAGAAUCUGAUUGAUGACGGUGUUGGCCAGAUAGUUGAACUGGAAAUUGAAAGGGGUGGACAGCCACUAUCUGUUAGUGUAUCGGUUCAGGAUUUGCACUCUAUCACUCCAGAUCACUUCCUGGAAGUAAGCGGUGCUGUAAUUCAUCCGUUGUCUUAUCAGCAGGCUCGUAAUUUUCGUUUUCCUUGUGGCCUGGCUUAUGUUGCAGACCCGGGGUAUAUGCUAUUUAGAGCUGGGGUCCCACGACAUGCUAUCAUAAAGAAGGUUGCUAAUGAGGAUAUCUCCUGUCUUGCGGAUUUAGUAUCCGUUCUAUCAAAGCUCUCUAGGGGUGCUCGUGUUCCCUUGGAAUAUAUGUCUCACACCGAUCGUCAUCGCAAGAAGUCUGUGUUAGUCACAAUUGAUCGUCAUGAAUGGUACGCACCUCCACAGUUGUAUACCCGUAAUGACAGUUCUGGUUUAUGGGAUGUGAAACCUGCAAUCGAACCUGCUGCUGUCUCACCAUCUGUUGGUAAUAGUGGUUUGCCUAUAAGUCAAAAUAUGCCUCUCUGCCAUCACGAUACAGAACCCAUGCAUGAAGUGAACGUUCGUGGGAUUACUGAUACUGCAGCUAUAAUGGAAGCCUCGAGUGGGGAUGGUUCUCAGAAUGAUUUUGGCUCAGAAGCAAAGAAGCAAAGAGUGGAAGAUGAUUCUUUAGAUGGAACGGUUGCAAACGGUUCCUUAUAUGAGAGUGAAUUUAAAUCUGAUGAUGCCAUGGCAACAGAUAAUACAGCUUUAAGAGACUACGAAGGUGCAACAGCACUGUCUGCUAAUGCUUCAUUGGCUGAACGCGCUAUCGAGCCCGCUCUUGUCAUGUUUGAGUAUACAAAACUGAAUUCAAGGUUCGGAGUUCCUACUCACCAAAGCUAUGAAGUAGUACUUAAAUUAUUUCACCAGAACAUGUUGGAUUUGGUCAAUGAACCUGCACUGCAACGUGGAGAUUCAGUUUAUCUUGUCGGAUUGAGUAGGAACCUUCAAGCCACAUCAAGAAAAUCUAUCGUAACCAAUCCAUGUGCAGCGUUAAACAUUGGGUCUGCUGAUUCUCCCCGCUACAGAGCUACUAAUAUGGAAGUAAUCGAGCUUGAUACAGAUUUUGGUAGCUCAUUUUCAGGAGCGCUGACUGAUGAGCAGGGGAGGAUUCGGGCCAUUUGGGGAAGCUUUUCGACUCAGGUUAAAUAUAGUUCCACUUCGUCAGAAGACCAUCAGUUUGUCAGAGGUAUCCCGGUAUAUGCCAUCAGCCAAGUCCUUGAGAAAAUCAUAACCGGUGGAAAUGGACCAGCUCUUCUCAUAAAUGGUGUCAAAAGGCCAAUGCCGCUUGUUCGGAUUUUGGAAGUUGAGUUGUAUCCUACUUUGCUCUCAAAAGCCCGGAGUUUUGGUCUGAGUGAUGAAUGGAUCCAAAUCCUAGUCAAGAAGGAUCCUGUUAGACGACAAGUUCUGCGUGUUAAAGGUUGCCUGGCAGGAUCAAAAGCUGAAAAUCUUCUAGAACAAGGCGACAUGGUUCUGGCAGUCAAUAAGAUGCCAGUAACAUGCUUCAAUGACAUUGAAGCCGCUUGCAGAACAUUGGAUAAGGGUAGUGACAGCGAUGAAAAUCUCAAUCUAACGAUUCUUCGACAGGGCCGAGAAUUGGAGCUCGUAGUUGGAACUGAUAGAAGAGAUGGAAAUGGAACUACAAGAGCGAUAAACUGGUGCGGGUCCGUUGUUCAGGAUCCUCAUCCUGCGGUUCGCGCUCUUGGAUUUCUUCCUGAGGAAGGCCAUGGUGUCUAUGUAACGAGAUGGUGUCACGGAAGUCCAGCACACCGAUAUGGCCUCUAUGCACUUCAAUGGAUCGUGGAAGUUAACGGGAAGAAGACUCCUGAUCUAAACGCAUUUGCAGAUGCUACAAAGGAGCUAGAACACGGGCAGUUUGUGCGUAUAAGGACUGUUCAUCUAAACGGCAAGCCACGAGUCCUGACUCUGAAACAAGAUCUCCAUUAUUGGCCUACUUGGGAGCUGAGGUUCGACCCAGAGACUGCUCUUUGGCGGAGAAAUAUAUUGAAAGCCUUAAAAUGAAAAAGCCUUUUUUAGGGUAAUUACUUACUAUGGAACGCUCCAACUUCGUUGUAUUUCUACCAAUGUUCUCCUCAAAAUCUUUCAUUAUAUCAUGAUUACUAAAAGAAUUGUCAUUACAAGUUACAGAAAAUAAAAACCAACAUCCAGUAAAAAAUGAUCAAACUAAGAUUUUCCAUGUCAUAAUUUUUAUGUUUAUGUUCUUCUCUAA
Thlaspi arvense is the source of this 3545-nucleotide messenger RNA. The record is from the annotation of a GenBank genome assembly. NCBI's taxonomy places the organism in Eukaryota, Viridiplantae, Streptophyta, Magnoliopsida, Brassicales, Brassicaceae.